Molecule: messenger RNA, 1861 nt
Organism: Planococcus citri (citrus mealybug)
Lineage: Eukaryota; Metazoa; Arthropoda; Insecta; Hemiptera; Pseudococcidae
Product: zwei Ig domain protein zig-8-like
Exons: 7
Coding region: 387-1304 (305 amino acids)
Biological process (GO): synapse organization
Cellular component (GO): neuron projection membrane
Source: RefSeq, a predicted model, not a curated record
ACCCCUGAUAUCAGUUUAGUGUGUAAAUUGUAACCAUACUGUAUCAACGAAUACCUCCGCAAUUACCCAUUAUUGGUGCGCGUAUUUUUAACGUAAACAUUCGCGAAUCGUGAUACGUGAUUUUUUUUCUCCUAUUUCGUGCAACGUGCGUUUGAAAUUUUUUCGUGGUAAAUUUCGUUGGCGGUUUUAAAAUUUUUACAUUACCGGUCGAGAUGUACAUUUCAUGUUGUGAUUUUCGUCGUCGUAUUACUAAUUCUCUGGUCACAUAUUUUCGCUGUUGAUCGAGGUUACUGUGCGUGAUUAAUUGCCAUAAUCAACAGUAGGCUACCCAAUUCACCGGUAUGGCGAUAGUGUGAUGUACUUUAUGGUGGAAAAUAUUCGUUGGAAUGGGUAUACAAUCGGAAGUAAUUGCAAGCAUCGUUACAACUGUUGCCUUUUUGCAAAUUUCGCUAGUGGUUAAUUUCGUGGGUAUAAAAGCGGCUGCCGAUAAUACCGGGUACAGCAGAGAAAUCAAAACUGUGGAUGUUACGACGGAAAUAUUAGCUGCCAUGAAUGAACUAGAAGCCACAUUUCCACCUUUACAGCCUGCCUAUUUUAUAACAAAAAAUUCGACGGUUAUAAUGGCCCAAACCGGCAGCAUCGCCAGGAUACCUUGCGUCGUUAAAAAUUUAGGCGAAGCAACAGUAUCAUGGAUCAGAAGAAAAGACUAUCAUUUAUUAACCGUUGGAUUAACCUCGUACACCGUCGACGAAAGAUAUCAACCAGUUCAUUAUCAAAAUUCAGAGGACUGGACGUUACAAAUUAGAUAUGUUCAAAAAAGAGAUGCCGGAUUAUACGAAUGUCAAAUCACGUCGCAUCCACCAUCUAGUAUAUUUGUAGACUUUCAAGUAGUAGAGGCUGAAGCUCAAAUCGAAGGCUCAAAAGAAAAAUACCUGAAAUACGGUAGUGUUUUACAUUUAGUCUGCACGGUGCUGAAAAGUCCGGAAAUACCAACGUAUAUUUUUUGGUACCACAAUAAUCAAAUGGUGAACUACGACUCGCAUAGAGGUUUCAACGUAACCCUAGAUUUAGCAAAUAAAACCAGCGCCUUAUACGUUCCCAGAACCACCAACGAACACACCGGAAAUUAUUCUUGUGUGCCUAGCAACGCUCAUCCAGAUAGUACUGUUGUUCACAUACUCAAUGGUGAAAAUCCUGCCGCUAUGCAGCAUGGAAGAGGACGAGGACUUAGUUUAUUUCACUGCACGUCGUUGUGGCUGCUGUUAAUUUGUUUUUUAACAACGUCUAUACUUUCGGGAACGUAGUCGCAAUUUGUCGUUAACUAUAUCGAUAUAAUUAUUAUUUUCCGCAAUUUUUUUAUUAAAUAAAACGAAUGUAAUUAAAAAAAUUUUUAUACGAUUUCUUAUAUAUUUUUUUGUUGGUCUCGUGAAAAAAAAACCUCGAUAUGAUAAACGUAUAUUGGUGCGAAUUUUUUGUAACGCUUCGAGUUAAAAAAAAUAAUAAUAAGAAAGAAAAUACCAAAAAAAUAUUUUUUUAUGAUUUUAUCGUUUAAAAAAACUAUUGAUCAGUGGUCUUAGUUACCCAGUUGUUAUGUGUAUAUCUUAUAUGUACAUGUUUUUCUUUUUCUUUUUUGAUAAAGGAGGAAAUUCUUUAUCGUGUAUGCGAUAUGUAAAUAAAUAAAUGUAUAUUAUGUGUAAAAAAAUUUAAAUAAUAAAUCGCCGUGAAUUCAACAAUUCUCGUUGACGAGACUUUUUUCAUUUCAAAUAAUUAUUAUUAAUGUUUUCAACCGUUUGAUAAUUCAUACUUACAUGUUAAUUGUUUGAUGUUGAAUGUAUGUACUAUGGCAAAAAAAAAAAAAUCG